GGUCUCCACCGCCAGCCCUGGGACAGGGAGUCAAUCAUGAAAGCCGAGGCUCAAAGAGGCGAAGUCAUUUGCCCAAUGCCACCUGCCAGACAAUGACAUCUUCUGUCUCUUGGGGCUUCCUCCUGCUGGCAGGCCUGUGCCUCUUGGUUCCCAGCGGCUUAGCUGAGGAUCCCCAGGAAGACACUGCCCAGGAUACAUCCCAGCAUGAUCUCGACCACCCAGCCUACCUCAAGAUCACCCCCAACCUGGCCGAGUUCGCCUUCAGGCUGUACCGCCAGCUGGCCCAUGAAUUCAACACCACCAACAUCUUCUUCUCCCCAGUGAGCAUCGCUACGGCCUUUGCGGUGCUCUCCCUGGGGGCCAAGGCCGACACCCACACCCAGAUCCUGGAGGGCCUGAACCUCAAUCUCACGGAGACGCCCGAGGCUGAGAUCCAUGAAGCCUUCCAGUCCCUCCUCCACACGCUCAACAAGCCAGCCAACGAGCUCCAGCUGACCACUGGCAAUGGCCUGUUCAUCGCCGAGAAUCUGAAGCUAGUGGAAAAGUUUCUGGGAGAUGUCAAAAACCUGUACCACUCGGAUGCCUUCUCCGUCAACUUCAGCGACACUGAAGGGGCCAAGAAAUACAUCAACGAUUAUGUGGAGAAGGGAACCCACGGGAAAAUUGUGGAUUUGGUCCAAGAUCUUGACGAAGACACAGUUUUUGCCCUGGUGAAUUACAUUUUCUUCAAAGGCAAAUGGGAGAAACCCUUUAAGGCCGAGGACACCACGGAAGAGGACUUCCACGUGGACGAGGCGACCACGGUGAAGGUGCCCAUGAUGAAGCGCCUGGGCAUGUUUAACAUCCACCACUGCGAGAAGCUCUCCAGCUGGGUCCUGACCAUGGAAUACCUGGGCAACGCCACCGCCAUCUUCUUCCUGCCCGAUGAUGGGAAACUACAGCACCUAGAGAACGAACUCACCAAGGAGAUUGUGGCCAAGUUCCUGAAAAACAGAGAAAGAAGGUCUGCCAGUUUACAUUUUCCCAGACUGUCCAUUUCUGGAACCUAUGAUCUGAAGACAGUCCUGAGUAAACUGGGCAUCACUAAGGUCUUCAGCAAUGGGGCCGACCUCUCGGGGGUCACUGAGGAUGCACCGCUACGGCUUUCCAAGGCUCUGCAUAAGGCUGUGCUGACCAUCGAUGAGAAAGGGACAGAAGCUGCUGGGGUCACGACUGUGGAAGCCAUACCCAUGUCCAUUCCCCCCGAGGUCUCAUUCAACAAGCCCUUCCUCUUGGGAAUUUAUGACAGAAUCACCAGCAAUGCUAUCUUUAUGGGAAAAAUAGUUAAUCCCACCCUAAAAUAACUGCAUCUCCGGCUUCAGCCUCGCCCCUCCAGACCAGGCCCCUCCUUCUAUAACAUUAAAGAAGGGUUGACCCGGCCCAUUCCUAAGUGUGGCUGCAAACCCCU
Propithecus coquereli (Coquerel's sifaka) is the source of this 1447-nucleotide messenger RNA. RefSeq names its product alpha-1-antitrypsin-like. The record is from RefSeq and is a predicted model, not a curated record. Gene Ontology annotation, biological process: negative regulation of endopeptidase activity. Gene Ontology annotation, molecular function: serine-type endopeptidase inhibitor activity. The coding region runs from base 93 to 1343 and encodes 416 amino acids. Lineage: Eukaryota; Metazoa; Chordata; Mammalia; Primates; Indriidae. The transcript is spliced from 6 exons.